UCAUUGCAAACUUGUUGAUAGUUUGGACUUAGUGGAACUCUUCUCUUCAAAGAGGUAGAAUUACUGUAUUCUUACUUUCAUUUUCGAUAAUUCCAUGCCAUGCAAAUACUGAAAUAUGAGCAAAACAACACAUCUCCGAGCUCUAGCGAAGUUAUUACCCAAGGAGGGGGAUGCAGUAGCUAAAUAUUUGAGAUUUAAAGGUUUAUCUUCAAGUGGAAACAAAACUGACAAAGAAGUAACAGUGUCUUUGAAACACUGCAGUUAUUGUGGUAACAUUUUUACACCUGAGACUUGCAGGGUAAGAAUCAGACCAAAGUUAACUUUGAACAGAAACCUGUCAAAACUGUUGGAGAGACAUAAAGAAAACCCAGAAGCCUUGAGCAAAUAUCAGAGAAACUUAGUGCAAAGAUAUCUCAGGAGUAAAAAUGUGCUGAUAAAAACAUGCUUGCAAUGCAGCAAAACAAGCAAGUUUCCAGCACAAACAAGAGAAUUACAAACCAAAAGAGUUCAAUCUUUAAAACCAGUUCUUAAAACAGAAGAAACAGAAUCAACUAAAAUCGAGGAGAAAAAGUUAACAAAGAAACAAAAGAAAAGACUGAAAAAGAAACAACUUAACAAUCGGAUACCACAAGACUGUAUGGAUUAUAGUGAGAGUCACACAGCGGAUGUUAGUCCUGUGAUCAACAACAAAGUGCAGAAUAAAACAGCAGUGCCUUAUGCUCAAAAUAAAAACUCAUCUAACCUCAACAAAGUGAAUCCUGCUAAACCAGGAAAUUUAGCCAAGAAACUUGCAGGCAAAAAUCGACACCAACAACUGAGUAAAAUGCUUGCACAAGACAAGAAAGACAACAAACCAGCUUCUUUAUCUAUGUUUUUAUCAACUUUGUGAAGUUUAUUCAUUAAACCCAUAAGAGAGGCAGCUGUAUAAGAAUUUUUGUUAAUGAUUAACAUUACCUUACAUUGGAAGAGGGCUUUGCAACUGACAAUAGUGACAGUGGAAAACAGGACAUAAUCCACACCAUGUACAUCUAAUUAGAGGUUUUAUCAUUUUUAACAUAUCAUCCUCACUAUAAAGUAUAUCAUUCAAAAACACAGCAUGAUUGCUACCUGUAUAGAAGCCAAAUCUGAUAUAAACAAAUAGUUCCCUGAUUUUAGAGCUACUGGUAAAUGUUACUGAGAAUCAGACAUUAGUUAUUAUUUCCUUAUUCCUUCAUAUAUAUAUACCAGUAGUCAAACAUGCUGGGAAGUAUCAAAAUCUUAUUCAUCAGGAGGUAAAAAAUUACUACCAAAAAAGCCAGGACCUUUUAGACUAUAAUUUACUUUUUCAGGCCAAAGGUCUCAAUUACAUGUAAAUGUAAUGCAACAGGGUAUUUAAUUUCCACUUUCUUAAACCACAAAAUAUGAUAAGGGGAAUAACUUGAUGUAAUUUAAAGUGCCAUGUAUUACCCUUUACAAUAUCCAUAAAAUGUGACAGUUGCAGGGAAACUGAAUAUACAGUAUUGUCAGCCUUACUUUAUUAGUACUUUUGCUUCUGAAAUACUACCCUUUUUUUAUCCUGUAAGAAAAAAUUUUACAAGGCUUUUGGUUGCCAAUAUUCCUUGCCACAAACCACUAUUUUCAUGAAUCGUGUAUUUGUUUGAUAUUAUCAACAUAAGCUUGAUCAAAUAUAUUAUUGUCUGCAAACCAGUUUAUCACUUGUACUAGUAUAUAAUGCAAAAUGGAGUAUUUGUGAAUUUAAAUGUGGUUUAAUUAUGGUAUGAAGUCACUAUGUACUUAGACAGAUGAGUAAAAUGUCGUAAAUCUGAAUGCUUAUUUUUAAUGUAGUUCUAAUAUUAUCACAAGUACAUGAUUUUACCUUUACAUUAACACUACACCUUCUAAUGUAAUUGUUUUGGAGAUUACCAUUAUACCUAUCUGGACAAGAAGUAAAUGCCUACAGUGUUCCAAAAAAAAUUGUCCUCACCAAAAAUAAAUUUAAUCAAU
Messenger RNA from Magallana angulata, 1983 nucleotides. Its product is annotated as UPF0711 protein C18orf21 homolog. Bases 116 to 889 code for a protein of 257 amino acids. The transcript is spliced from 6 exons. The record is from RefSeq and is a predicted model, not a curated record. NCBI's taxonomy places the organism in Eukaryota, Metazoa, Mollusca, Bivalvia, Ostreida, Ostreidae.